Penaeus monodon (black tiger shrimp) is the source of this 3221-nucleotide messenger RNA. RefSeq lists its product as uncharacterized. Bases 190 to 1368 code for a protein of 392 amino acids. The transcript has 7 exons. The record is from RefSeq and is a predicted model, not a curated record. Gene Ontology annotation, molecular function: protein binding. Lineage: Eukaryota; Metazoa; Arthropoda; Malacostraca; Decapoda; Penaeidae.
CAGUGCACGCGGCGCGGUCGAUCGUCGCGGAUGGGGAGGUUGUGUCUACGAUAUUCUUUCCUUCGCCGCUGCGUCACAUCCUCGUACUCAGCUGGGACCUUCGGCUGGGCCUUCGUGACGGGAAAGAGUGAUCGGACGUCGAGCAGCACCUUGGCUUCCCGACGGCAUUGCUGAGAUCCGUGUACGAAGAUGGUGGACAAUUCGUCAUACACUAUGGUGACCAGACGCCCCCCGCUGCCUUCGAGAAGCCCCAUCAGCCCGGCAGACCACCACAACAACAACUUCCUGGCGGAGGUGACCACCAACACCACCAACACGACCCCCGUCACCAGCCUGCCCUCCCUGACCCACCCUCUCCUGACGCGGAACGACGCCGGCCACAGGAUCAGCCUGGGUCCGCUCCUCCCGCGCUCCUCGCCCGCCACCGCUUCCUCCCGAAGCUUCCAGGACAACGCGGGCGCCUCCAGCCCUCGCGCCACACAUGCCGUCAUUGGCAACCUGAGUGGCAGCGUCCUCGGCCAGCAGCAGAUGGGGGGCAACGCGAUGCCUUUGCCGCCCGGGAGCCGCGAGUGGGAGGAGGAGCUCGGGCGCGGCGCCGCCGGAUCGACCCUCGCCAAGUCGGCCACGCAGCCCAGCCUCUGCCCCGCCGGCCGCCCGUCGCCCUCGCCGGCCUCGCCCACGUGCCAGAGCGAGGACGCGUUCAGCUGGGUCGGCGGCGGCGGCGGCGGCGGCAACCCGGGUCUGUCCGUCCCCGGCUGCGACAGCGCGGACGACCUUCACGGGGAGGCCAGCGAGUACACGGAUGCCAAGUCGUCGCUGUCGGCGCCGGUCGAGCUGCUGUCCGAGUUCCUCUCGGCUGUAAUGUCAAAGGAUUACGAAAAUGCCUUAAAACUGUGCCAGUCCAUUCUGAAAUACGAACCUCAAAAUGCCACAGCUCGCGAGUUCUUCCCUCUCAUCAGUCUAAAAAUUAAGCAAAUGUCGGAUGCAGCAAAUCUGGAAUGUCAUAGUUCAACUGACGAAGGUCAUGAGAGUGAUGAAGACACCAUGGACUCGUAUUCCAGCCUGGAGGACGAGAUCGACGACGAGCAGGACCUUGCCUGCCCCGACCCGACCCUAGCCCAGCAGAAGCCCCUCCUUCAGGGCAACGCCGCCCUCCCGACGCCCAGAGCCCGGACCACGGAAGACACCAUCAUCAGAAUGUCCACGCCCGUGCAGUCGAGUCCGGAGUCGGCCAUGUCGGGGUCGAACAGCCUGGACUUCAGCUACGGGAUCGACUCCGCGGAUUCGCUCUUCUCCUCCACCGAGUCCGGUCUUACUCUCGAGUCGGUGGUUAACGCCACUCGGGGUAUCGACUUAGGGGAUUCGUAAUUGGAUUUUUUAAAAUAAUAAUAAUUAUCAUCAUCAUUAUUAUUUAUUAUUAUUAUUAUUAUUAUUUUUUUUUUUUUUUUUUUUUUUUUUUUUUUUUUUUUUUUUGCAUGGUGGGAAGUAUUAGCAUGUAAACUUUACACUCCGGAAGUACAGUCCUUAGCGCGUAUGACAUCCGCCGUUUAUAUUCAUGACGGUACGGAAUUAUUGAAUGUUCGGGAGAGAUUUCUGAGAAAAACGUUCAUUCAUUUUAAAGAGUUCAAGUGGAAUGAACACUUGAUCGUGAUACAAAUUCAGUAUUAUGCUGUUUUGGAAGGCAAAUAGUAUAAUAAGUAUAUUAAGGAAAUGAGUGACGUUUUGGCGAAUUGGUAAAGGACCAGAUUUUUUUUAUCUUUUAUAUAAGAACAUUAGUUGAGUUUCAUUAAUCAGUGAUUUAAUUUUCUUAAUUUCGUUACGGUAUGUGACUUAAUACUGUAUUAUAAAUCUUAUUCAUUUAAGGGUGAAAAAAAUAUAUAGAGUGAAAUACUGGCGAGCGAACCGGGAAUAUUACAGUAUGUAAAUUUACAUGGCUUGAUUGCGUGAUUGCUGUUAAUUUGGCCGCGUCGUUAAAGAAAAAUGCAAAGGGAGUCCGUGCAGCUAGCAAAGCCUUAUCAUUUGAAUCUCCUCCGCUCAGUUAGUUGUGGCAUUCCUGACUAUGUCCACGCAAUACAAAACUUUUUUAUUUUAUUUUAUUAACUCUACUUUGAUUAUGCUUUAGUUCUCUCUGUCUUAGCUCUAAAAAAAAUCUAUACAUGCUUUUUAUUCAAGCUACGCAGAUAAUCAUGAAAUAAGAUAGUUACAUUACCGUGAUUAAAAUGCUCUUUAAUCAGCAUAGCAGGACACUGAUUCCCAAACGAUUCCGAGUUCAAAAGAAACGGGCGUCAGUCAGUGUAAUUCGCAUGAACACAAUUAAUGCAUUUGACAGGAAGUCCGGAUGCACGCUUAUGCAAUACAGUUCGACCGUGUUCAUAUACUUAGCCUAUGAAGAGAUUACUUGCUAGACAUUUUCUUCAACAGAGCCACAUUUGCUUGUCAACUUCGUACGUUUUACUCUUACUGUGUGUGGAAACCUAAUCCCCGAGUCUCGCUCCGUAAAUAAACUGUCCCCACAGAAAAUAUUCCGAUACCUGUUACUCACCAUAUUCCUCUUAACAGAAACCUACAUAGUGUAAUGUUUCAAAGUACUUUCUGAUGUUAAAUGUGUGUGAAUUUGUCACUCUUGCCCUCUCAAAAAACACAAAGGAAUUCCGACUCGUUUCACAGGAGGUGAAAACUGAAUAAUAAUUGUGCCAAUAGUUUAAUAAAGCAUUCAGUGAUCAUACACACGUACAAAUACCAUUAAUCUUUCCUCAUUACCUUCUGCCUUAAAAGUGUAUUCAUACAUGUAUUCCAAGUGUGAUAACUUAUAACUUUAGUUCCACUGAUUACAUACUCUAACAGCAAGCGUUGUAUGGUAGAAUUUACUUCUAGUUCCACUGAUUACAUACUCUAACAGCAAGCGUUGUAUGGUAGAAUCUACUGCUGUAUAGAUGCAAGUCUGCUGCCCGCCCCUUGAUUUUUACCUAAAGUGGAAUUAAAUCUUGCCUGUCACUAUGCAGCUGUCUAGUUCUAGUAUUGACUAGAAAGGAACUGUUUAGAUUUGUGUACAAUUCGAAUGCUGUAUGUCUAAGGUGAUAUUUAUACAAAAAGUAAGAUUACCAGUAUCUUAACUUCUUUUUAUAUAGUUUUAGUACACAUAUCAUAAAUCCAGAUCUACAUUAACGAAAUUUUUAUGGUUUAUAUUCUCUAUACAUUCUUAUUAAAUGAUAUCUAAACAA